GAAUAAUUUUAAGUUAUUAAAGAAUUGGUAAAUAAAGGAAUUAGUAACGAAUUCAACCUUAAUGCUCAUACUGUAAUUACUGCUGUAGCUUUUGUUUGAUAUGACAACCCAGCAUGAUACAUGGAGAUGCGUCACACAACUGUACCCUUUGUGUCGCGGAGCGUGGUAGUUUAGUCUUAUUGUCGGUACCGUUGAGCUACGACGUUGCUCCUUUUCAUUUAAAUCUUUCCUCCUGUUUAUACGCGAGUGCGCCCAGUGGUUGACGGUGGUACAGUGCAAGUGAAAAAAAAGGGUGGCGUGUGGUCGCAGGAUUUUUCCUUGUUUCUCAGUUUGUUAUUCUUUUUUUUUUACAAUUUAUUUUUUCUAUGUCUCUGCCGGAAGUGAGUGAGUGUGAUGGAAGGGAGCUAUAUGGAUGUAUGGCUUUUUCCGAUUCCGAAUCCGAACCCGUGGACUGGGAAGAUUUUCAAGAUUCCCUUUGGCGGGUAGGAGAAAUUUUCCGGCUUAAUCCCGGGGAACAACGUAGGGCUAGGAGAGGCGCCCUUUUCAAGAUACUCUUCGAGGGGAUUCGUGACGUAAGUGCCACCAAAAGGGAAACCGACCAGGAUGAACCUCCCGCCCUUAUUUCGACUGAAGAACUCCGUCAGCAACAAGAAAGGGCUCACAGGGGCCCUUCACUGGAGGCGGUUGUCGAGUUAUUAAAGUUUGAUGCUGCUCUUCAGUCUUUUCGAAUUUUAGCGGAACUGGAUUCAUCUCGCGGAUUCUUGAUUAAAUUUGGGUCUUGGAGACCGGCUCCUCGCCGAAUGGAUGAAACUGACGUGUGGCAUCACGACGUGCGUUUAGUUCGUGACAGCCACCCCAAACUUUAUUCGAGGACUCGGUGGUAUCAAGAAUAUCGCUGGGAUGAACUUACCCAGCGAUAUCUAUGUCGCGGAUUCUGGGCUCCGGUGAGUGUAAAAUGUUUCGUGCUUGGCUGAGUACAUAGUAGAAACUAAAUAAGUAAGGAAAUUCCUUCUGCUUUCAUCUAAUCUGUUUACGUUCCUUUUUAGCGGGAGUUUGUGGGCCUCUCUGAAGUUACGGAAGGGCAAGCAUUUACUAAAAUGCUUCACGGAGCUUGGCGAGUAGGCGGGCGCAAUAUCUUCUGGUAAGGGCGUGGAAGUAGUUUGUCGUUUUGAUCUUAUGUAGUAAAAAAAACGAGUAAAGAAAUUUCCCCCCCUUUUUUUUUUUAGCUCCAAGCGCGCACUUCCAGCAAUACCUCCUUCUACGGGAUUCCAGCCCUUUGAAAGAAUGUUAAGGCUGACGUUCUUACAAGCUUUCUUUUGGGAUGCCAAGGGGCUGGCUAGGGGAUACAAUCGAUGGGCUUUGUCCUUCAACAUAGAAAACGAGGAGCAAUGGCAAGAAGUGGGUCCGGAGGGCCUACUCAGAAAAGGGGAGUGGACCAGAGGGGGGGAUGAUUGAUUAUUGUUAUUGAGGGGCUACCCAGGGUUAUUUGCCCCCUUUUUUUUUUCACUUAAGUAAUUAAUUCCCUUUUGUUUCUGUGAAGAGUAAAAAGAAAUAAAUAAAUAAAUUAAAUAAAAUUUAACCGAAUAAACAACGACAAAAUUAUUCAUACCAUCACCCAGCGGCACCGCGGACAGUCGUGUGAGCAGAAACCCGGAAACUGGUUGUUAGAUCAGCUAAUUGAUUAAUGGUUAACCUUAUCAAGAAUAUGGAUCUGUUUGAUUAUAUUUAACGAUAAUAUAGAUAAUCCUUACUUGGAACAUAUAUAUACUGUUGAUAAUUAAAGAAGGUAAAGUUAAAAUUUAGUAUAUAGAUUCUGUUAUUUAACUUAUUCAUGGUAAAUACUGCGGUUUAUUAAUUAUUGAAAUCAUUUAAUAUGUUCUUAAUUCCGCAAUUCCCUGCACAACGACCCGGAGUAAGUACAAAUUAAAAUAUGCUAAGAAGGCAAACGGCUACUGAUUGUAUAGUGAGAACCGUCGCUGACCAGGCACUGACCCAAAACUCCCAUAGCUCAUGGGUGAACGCUCACAUGCCAGGGGCAUGCGCGCGUUCACCAUGUUGACUAAAUGGUAGAAAGGAAGUUUCGGCGAUUUUGAGGGCGGCCCAAGUGGCUGCAUAGUCGGUAAGACCACGUAAGCCUCCCUCAUGAAAAUUCUUCUCUCUUUCUAAUGAAAGAGGGAUUAAGCCGGAACCCGUCCCAACGGUGCUGACGUCAUCGACGCCUCUCACUACACUGUAUUCAACUCUUUUAGGCUUAAUAUUAUAAACAAUUGUUAGUAUAGCAAGAACUGUCGAUGACCAGGCGCUGACCCAAAACUCCCGUAGCUCAUGGGUAAAUAUUCAUGUGCAGUAGGCACAUGAACAUUCACCGCGUUGACUAAACGGUAGAAAGGAAGUUUUAGCGAUUUUGAGGGCAGCCCAAGUGGCUGCAUAGUCGGUAAGACCACGUAAGCUUCCCUCAUGAAAAUUCUUCUCUUUUUCUAAUGAAAGAGGGAUUAAGCCGGAACCCGUCCCAACGGCGCUGACGUCAUCGACACUUCUCACUAUAAUAUAGAGCUUUUACAAGCGGAACCAUU
Molecule: messenger RNA, 2573 nt
Organism: Leptopilina heterotoma
Lineage: Eukaryota; Metazoa; Arthropoda; Insecta; Hymenoptera; Figitidae
Exons: 3
Coding region: 366-974 (202 amino acids)
Source: RefSeq, a predicted model, not a curated record